UUGCGCGGUCUCCACAGCAACCGCUGGCCAGGCGUCUCACUGUUGCCUAGGCCGCAGAGGCCUAGCCGGGAAUGGCGGCCCGAGCGGCGCCGCUGGCCUUGCUCCUGCUGCUCCUUCGGCGGGCUGGCCCCUUCACCACCCUCCCAGAACGGACGCCCGCCUCGGGAGCCAUCCCCGGGCCCAGCCAAGGCUCCCCAGGCCCCGAGGAAGAGGAGGAGGAGGAGGCAAGGCCCGAGGAGGCUUCUCGCUUGGGCCCCUGGCCGGAGCCCCUCACCGACGUGGCCAAGCUGUGCACCUGUGACUUCCUGGUGGACCAGUGCGAUGUCAAUUGCUGCUGCGACCCCCUCUGCACCGCCCCGGAUUUCAGCCUCUUCACGGCCUGUUCUGUGCCUCUGGUCACGUAAGUUCUUCUUAGAGUUUGCUUCUAAAGCGCUGUA
Molecule: messenger RNA, 437 nt
Organism: Sceloporus undulatus (fence lizard)
Lineage: Eukaryota; Metazoa; Chordata; Lepidosauria; Squamata; Phrynosomatidae
Product: tectonic-1-like
Exons: 2
Coding region: 72-404 (110 amino acids)
Biological process (GO): protein localization to ciliary transition zone; cilium assembly
Cellular component (GO): MKS complex
Source: RefSeq, a predicted model, not a curated record